CACAGGAAGGAGGCAGCCAAUGAAGUGGCUUUGAGUGAACUCCGGAGUGUUCAAGAGCAUCUGAACAUGAGUGAACGUUGUGUGGAGACUCUGAGGGGGGAGCUGAGAGACAUGGUCGCUCAGAGGGACACCACACAUGCCGAGCUUCAUCAGGCCCGUCUGCAGGCCGCACAACUCACACUUCAGCUGGCAGAUGCCAGUCUGGCUCUGAGAGAGGGCAGGGCUAACUGGGCACAGGAGAAAGAGACCCUGCAGCAGAAUGCAGAGAUGGACAAAGUGCGUCUGGAACGUCUAAAUGAUGAGAUUCAGCAGAAGGAGGAGAUGUUGCAAGAGGCAAGGAUGGAGAGAGAGAAAGCAGUGGUGGAGCUGGGACGAGAGAAAGACUGCAAUCGGGUUCAGCUAAGCGAGACCCGUCGUGAGCUGCAAGAGCUGAAGGCCAGUCUCAGAGUGGCUCAGAAAGAGAAGGAGCAGCUGCAGACAGAAAUACAGGUAAGACCUCAGUUCUCACAAAACUCUUUAAGUGCUCAAUGUUGUCUUGUUCUUAUUAAAGCCAUCUCAAAAAUUCUCACAGGUCAUCCAACAAGUGCUCAGUUUCUUGGUAAACAACCAUCUCAUUCAUAUGAGCCUGAAAGCAUAAGAGAAACAUGCUGUUGUACCAGUCCUAAACAUCAGAUGCAAGCUGUCUCUCAAGAGUGUUUUGCUCUGUGUGUCUGACAGCACUGGUUUAAAGCAAUUUUCCACAUAGUAAAUAUACUUACAUUGGAAAAUUGAGCCGACAGGAAACAUCGAUGU
Messenger RNA from Sinocyclocheilus rhinocerous, 792 nucleotides. Its product is annotated as calcium-binding and coiled-coil domain-containing protein 1-like. Gene Ontology annotation, molecular function: transcription coactivator activity. Gene Ontology annotation, biological process: positive regulation of transcription by RNA polymerase II. The record is from RefSeq and is a predicted model, not a curated record. The transcript has 4 exons. Lineage: Eukaryota; Metazoa; Chordata; Actinopteri; Cypriniformes; Cyprinidae. Bases 67 to 714 code for a protein of 215 amino acids.